AUGUCCGCCAUCCCGCCACAUGAGCCUCGCUCCCUCCGUCACAUGUCCUACACCGACGCAGUUUGCGGCACAGAGAUUUACAAUUUCUACGGGAACCGCGCGCUUGAGCAUACAACAGCAACUGGCACCGUCCUAGCCAUCAAAGUCAAGCCGCUCAGUGCCUUGGACCCCUCAGAAGCCGACAUGAUGCAGUAUGCUGCAACAAAAGGCAUCCUGGCUCCAAACAUCCGUGGCGUCUAUGACAUUGUGACCACAAAGCCCAUCGCACGGGUGCUCGUGAGCGAGCGGGUUCCUGGUGUGCCGUUGGUUGAUGUCUGGUUGGACAUGGAAUAUGCGUUCGCCAUGACAUGA
Molecule: messenger RNA, 351 nt
Organism: Verticillium dahliae VdLs.17
Lineage: Eukaryota; Fungi; Ascomycota; Sordariomycetes; Glomerellales; Plectosphaerellaceae
Exons: 1
Coding region: 1-351 (116 amino acids)
Source: RefSeq, a predicted model, not a curated record